Molecule: messenger RNA, 2515 nt
Organism: Pectinophora gossypiella (pink bollworm)
Lineage: Eukaryota; Metazoa; Arthropoda; Insecta; Lepidoptera; Gelechiidae
Exons: 3
Coding region: 98-2158 (686 amino acids)
Source: RefSeq, a predicted model, not a curated record
CGCAGACAUCGCGCACAACACGCGCGUGCGCAGUGCCUUCACGGACCUUACGCGUUGUGAUUUAUCGUGUCAGUGAGGUGUUCUACGAGCUACUAUUAUGGAUUUGAGGGAGAUCGCCACGCUCCUAGUAGGACUGAACUGGCUGCUCGUGUGUGCCAACCCUGAGCCAGGGCCUGUAGACACCACGUCCCUAAAACAUAUCGCAAAUGUCUCAUAUGCAGAAGAUAAAACCAACCUAAGCAGCCUGGCAUCAAUAUUCUCUCCGCGGAUGGACUUCGAUCAGUGGAAGCCGCUGACGGGGCGAGGAGAUCCACUUCGCAACGACCCGACGUAUGACUACGAGCCGCCUAUAUUGGAGCGAGUGCACUACUGGGCUGAUGACACCAGGCUUGAACGCGAGCAUUACCCGGAGAGGAAGUCCGAGGUGCUUAUGCUCGGAGUGUCCUCCCGCAAGCCGAGCGUCGGCCCGCGCCAGCCGCCGCCGCGCCGCCACCACCGCCCCCCACCUCACAAAUACGAAGACUACACGUACAAAAUCAACGACCACUACCCCAUGACUAUACUCGUCCCGCCACCGCCUCCGCCUCCCGGACACAAACCCUCACUUUUCAUUCUAGACGACAAACUAGCACUGCCCACUUCCCAAAUUAAAGUAACUAGUCCGCCAAAAUUCACGAAGGAAACCACCGCAGUACCAGAACAUAUAACGUCUUUGUACGCUCUACAGGAAUCUAAUUUGAUUUAUCAGUCAUCAACAACGAGUCAGAAUUGGGUUUAUAACACGAAUCAAACACAAUCCAUGCCCAGUAGUGACGUGAGCAGCGAUUAUGCAGGCUGGGGACCCACUACUCCUACUAACGAGAUUGAAGCCAACGAUACAUAUAACUUGAUUUUUAAUGAUCAUGAGUCCUCUAAGCAGCCUUAUUCAUUUUAUAGACCAAUGUUGUCGGAGGCUCCUCCGCCGCCUCCAGUAACCCAAAACCCACUAUUCCUGCCUACAUUCGUACCUACAGCUAUUCCUACGUUACCUAGUACUACGACAGAGCAGACAACAGUGGUUGUUACGCAGACUCACCCGACAUACAUUCCAGAACAGACAACAACAGACAUUUACACUGAUAUUUUCGAUUACAAUGAAGAAACAACCACUGAGAAAAAUCGUGUUGUAUUCCAGACAACGCCGACUGGCUUUUCCAGACCACACGACAAUAAAAACAGUAUUCUUGACAUGAUGGGGUCAAUGAUGUCUAUGCCAUUGGUGAACGGUCCAGAGCGACCUGAAGAUAAUCUUUAUGCGCACGCGUCAGAAAAUCUUCAUGUUUACAAGGAACAUGAAACUGAAGAUCCAGUACAACUUGAAACCAUGCAAACCAUGCAGCCGCCACCGAUUGUCAAGCCUGCUUUACACGCAAACACUCAAAGUCAUGGUUUCCCACAUAAGACAUCGUAUACCCAUGAUCCCUAUCUACACAUGCGCUUUACCACUCCCAUGCCAACCAUCGCUUCAUCUGCAGUGUCCGAAAACGAAAAAUCUACGACAGAAGCUCCCACAGUACCUAUGUAUUUGAUCAUACAAGGACAUUCUAAAGUCAAAACCUAUGGUUCAAAACCAAAACCCAUCGACGAAAAUGAUACCAUCCACAAUGAAAUUACAAAACCAAACGAAACUACCGAAGUGAAACACUUACAUCCUAUUAAAGAGAAAUACUCCGCGCAAAGGUCAGAGAAGUCAGAUGUAACUAGGAAAAAUAGAGCCCAAAACCUAAGAUCAUUGAUAGAUGAAGGUCGUGGUUCCAUUGAGAUACAGGAGACCAAUAUCGGCAUCAAAUAUGACGUGAGCGACGGCAGUGAAGUCCCAGCGGAGAUUUACAGAAAAGGCAUCGUAGACAACGACGAAAAUGAUUAUACUAAGACAAAGAAAAAUACAAAAGUAAAGCGGAUAAAGAGACAAAUCGCUCUGGAUGAAGUUUUGCCGUUUGACGAGGACAAGUUGGAGAAUUACGUGUAUAACUUUUUGAAGAGCAGACGGAAUUCUACCGGCAUCGCGGGGAUUUUGGCGGAGGCGGUGACUGGUGAGACGGGGUCGCUGCUUGAUGACAUCGAGGAAGAUGAUGACGACGAAGACGACGAUGACGACGACGACGACGAACAGAGGUGAGCGGGGCCCGCGGUGCACAGGCUCUAGUGUAAUUUACCUGUCAAAAUACCAAAAACCGGUUCAGUAGUAGAUGUUCAAAGUUACCUCAAACGUGUUUGUAUCCGAGAUAAAUACCGAUGGUGGCCAUAUUUGUGGAUUUAUCAAACUAGAUCCAGACAGACUCGAAAAGACGAAAAAAAUCUUAUGCAAUUUAAAAUUGAUUGUACCGCUUUACUUGCGCAGUAUAAGGACCGUGAUUGGGACCUAAUAAUUAGGUAAUCUAUGGCUUUACUAGUAUACUGGUAUAGGAACAGACUUUAGUGGUUCAAUCAUCACAAAACUUAAAAGAACCUGUCGCUGAAUAGAAAACAAUCGCAA